Molecule: messenger RNA, 4788 nt
Organism: Grus americana (Whooping crane)
Lineage: Eukaryota; Metazoa; Chordata; Aves; Gruiformes; Gruidae
Gene: ROBO4
Product: roundabout guidance receptor 4
Exons: 20
Coding region: 35-3694 (1219 amino acids)
Biological process (GO): homophilic cell-cell adhesion; synapse organization
Cellular component (GO): plasma membrane; neuronal cell body; axon
Molecular function (GO): protein binding; axon guidance receptor activity
Source: RefSeq, a predicted model, not a curated record
UAGGGAGGAAGCGGGAAGGCUAGCCAGGGCCGGCAUGGCGGGCAGCUGGGCGAUGGCGCUGGGCUUGGGGCUCUGCCUCGCCGCGCUGCACCGCGGAGGCUGCCACCCCCCCGGCACAGCCGCGGCACCCCAAACUGCAGCUGCGCUGCGGGACAAUUUCCGCCUGCACCCGGGAGAUUUGGUGGCCACGGCCGGGCAAGCGUUGGAGCUGGAUUGCGUCCCCCCCUCGGGGCACCCCGAACCCCGUGUCACCUGGAAGAAGGACGGGGUGACCUUGGACUUGACUGGUGACCGGUACGUGGUCACCAACGGGAAAUUACGGGUGGCACCGGCGCGACGGAGCGACUCCGGGCUCUACGUCUGCGUGGCGGCCAACGCGGCGGGCGAGAGGGAGAGCCGGGGUGCCCACGUCUCCGUCCUGGAGAAACCGACCAUCGUGCGGCGCCCGAGUGACACUGUGGUGGUGGCCGGCAGUGCCGUGGAGCUGGGCUGCGGCGCCCAAGGUGACCCAGCGCCGCGGGUGCAGUGGCACAAGGAACGCGGGGACCUGCCCUGGGGCAGGCAUGAGGUGGACCGGGAGAACACGUUGCGCCUCUACGCUGUGACGCCCGCUGACGCCGGCACCUACGUGUGUACAGCACAGAGCCAGCUGGGCACCGCCGCCGCCACCGCGCGCCUCCAUGUGGAGGACCGGCUGCCGACGGGCCGGUGGGAGGCUGCGCCACAGGACCUGCUGGCCGUGCGGCUGCACCUGGACAACGGCACCACGCUGCCCGCUGCCGCCGUCCAGCUCCGCUGGCGGAUGCUGACGCCGGCGCCGGUGCCAGAGGGCUACGUGGUGCUGUACCGCUGCCUGCUCCCUGCCAGCACCUCCUGGGUCCAGCACGACGCGGGUGAGUUGCUCAGCACCGUCAUCCCCGCGCUCCGCAGGGGCUACAAGUAUGAGUUCAAGGUCCGACCCUACGCUGGAGGAACCCAGGGCUUGGACAGCAACAGCAGGCACCUCUGGAUACCUGAGGAAGUGCCAAGCGCGGCGCCUCAGCACGUCACCGUGGGCCAGGCUGAGAUGGGGAACGGCACCGUGGUUGUGAGCUGGGAGCCACCUCCUCCUGAAGCCCACAAUGGCAUCAUCCGGGGCUACAAGGUCUGGUCAAUGGGCGAGGGCUGGCAGCACCCCACCAACAGGACGGUGGAUGGAGGCACCCGUCACCUGGAAACCCUCCUCCCAGGCCCCGGGGCCGAAUUCUGCGUCCGGGUGGCAGCUUUCAACAGCGCAGGGCUGGGGGUGCCCAGCAACGCCACCUGCGGCAUCCUGGGGCUGACGGCGGGGAGCACUGGGGUGGCACAGGUGCUGCGGCAGCCCGCCGUCAUCGCGGCCGCCGGCUCGCUGCUCUGGUUGGCCUUGCUCGCCCUCCUCCUCCUCCUCUGCCAGCGCCGCGCCAGCCAGGACGCCGUGGCUCGCCGCAGGCUGGUGGCUAGUGACUCGCCGUGGCUCGGUGGCCCCUGGAAACCUGGCUGUGACCCCCGAAACCUCAGCAGCAGCAGCAGCCUCAGCAGCCGGCUCCUGGGCAGCGAUGGCAGGGACCCCCACCCCUCCACCCUGUCCCUGGAGUCCCCGAGCCUCGGCCCCCCCACGCCCCCCAACCGCAGCAGCCUCCGUGGGGGGCACCCACCGCCCCUUGGGGACACCGGGUGUUGUGGUGGGGGGCACCCCGGGGUGCGCACCUCACCCAGCACCCCCAACCCGGCACCCUGGGAGCGCGUCCACAAGAGAGAGCUGCACCAAGUGCACAGCACCCCGGUGAUCACGGGUGGCCCCGGCCCCGUCACCGGGGGCAGAGGUGAGUGGGGGACAGGUUUUGGGCUGUCAGCCGGGUGGCCGCAGCAGAGGGGAUGUGACGGUGACACCGACACCACCGCGCUGGAUGGGGGGGACCCACGGCGGCUGCCGGUCUUCAGCUCCCCAAAACCCCGGCGGGGCAGCGCCUCGCUGACCUCCGCUGUCACCGGGUCACCAGUGACACCCCCGAGGCCACCCCACGCCUGGCACCCGCCGGUGACCAGGUCCCCAGCCACCGCCUGCCCCAGGGUCACCGAGAGCCCCAGGGACGUGUCACAGGUCACCAGGUGCCCCAAGGACGUGUGUUCGGUCAACGGGAUCCCCAGGGAGAUGUCCCCAGUCACCAGGCGCCCCAAGGACAUGUCCUCGGUCAAUGGGAUCCCCGGAGAUGUGUCCCUGGUCACCAGGUGCCCCAAGGACAUGUCCUUGGUCAAUGGGAUCCCCAGGGAGAUGUCCCCAGUCACCAUGCACCCCAAGGACCCAUCACCAGCCACCAGGCACCAGAGGGACACAAUCUCAGUCACCAGGCACCCUGAGGACACAUCCCUGGUCACCAGGCGCCCCAGGGACAUGUCCCCAGUCCCCAGUCACCCUGAGGAGAUGUCCCCGGUCACCAGUCACUGCAGGGACAGGUUCCUGGGCAGCAGGUACCCCAAGGACAUGUCCCCAACCACCAGGCGCCCCAGGGACCCAUCACCGGUGACGAAGCACCAGAGGGACAUGUCACUGGCCACCAGGCACCCCAAAGACACGUCCCCAGCCAGUGGGCACCCAAGGGACAUGUCCCCAGUCACCAGGAUCCCCAAGGAGAAGUCCCCAGCCACCAGAUACCCAAAAGACAUGUCACCGGUCACCAGGUACCCAAAGGACACAUCCCGAGAUGCCAGGCACCCCAGGGACAUGUCCCCCAUCACCAGGCACCCUGAGGAGAUGUCCCCAGUCACCGGUCACUGCCAGGACACAUUCUUGGUCACCAGGUACCCUGAGGACGUGUCAUCAGCCACUGGGCACCCAAGGGACACAUCCCCAGUCACCAGGCACCCCGAAGAGACGUCCCCAGUCACUGGUCACUGCAGGGACAUGUUCUUGGGCAACAGGUACCCCAAGGACACGUCCCCGGCCACCAGGCACCCAAGGGACAGGUCCCUGCUCCCUGGUCGCCUCUCGCCGGUGCUCAGCGAAGGGGUCCUCACACCACAGCGGGUGGCCGAGGACCUGGAGAUGGACCAGGACACCAUCUGCCCCAGCCCCCCGGCACCGACCACGCCACGGUCCUUCUCGCCGCUGCACACCUAUGGCUACAUCUACGGGCCACCAGCCUCCGAGCUGGGUGAGGAGGAGGAAGAGGAGGAGGAGGAGGAAGAGCGGCCAGCAACGAGGGGCUCCCCAGGGGGGUCGCUGCUGAAUGGCUGGGGGUCCGUCUCGGAGGACAACUUCGCCAGCGCCCGCUGCAGUUUGGUGAGCUCCUGUGAUGGCUCCUUCCUCCUGGAUGCCAGCUUCGCCCGGGCGCUGGCCGUGGCCGUCGAUGGCCUCUGCUUCAGCCUCGAGGACACCGAUGGGGGCUACGGGGCAGGUCCCUCACCACCACCAUCACCCUUGGACGGGGUCUUCUCACCUGGGGUCCCCAUCCCCGCCUGGGACUGGGGGACAGCACUGGGGGUCCCACAGAGAGCAGGGACGGAGGCAGCCGUGGGCAUCCCGCAGCACGGUGGCUGCGGGACGGGGGGUGGCAGCCCCCGGGCCAGGGUGGGCAGCGAGCGGGGGACAGGAGGGACAGGAGCGCAGCGGUCCCCAGGGCGUAGGACGCAGCAAGGCCAGAGUGCCCUCGGCUCGGCUAAAAUCCAGCUUUAUUAAGCGGUUCCCCAAAAAGGGGCCCUUUCCUAGCAAAAGCCACCCCCAUAGGGUGGGUGGCACCACGGUGGGCAGGUGUCCCUCCUUCUCGAGUGUCCUUGUCUUCCCUCAGUGUCCUCAUCCCUCCCCAGUGUCCCCACCCCUCCUCAGCAUCCUCAUCCCUCCCCAAAUUGCUCACCCAUCCCCACCGUCCUCAUCCUCCCCAGAUGUCCUCAUCCCUCCCCAGUGUCCUCCUCCUUCCCCAGAUCCUUGUCCCCCAACCAUCCUCAUCCAGCCCAAGCACCAUUGUCCAUCCCAAGUGUCCUUCUCCUUCCCCAGGGCCAUUGUCCCCUGACUGUCCUCAUCCCCGCUGACCGUUCUCAUUUCUUCUGACUGUCCUUGUCCUUCCUCAACGUCCAUGUCCUUCCUCAGCAUCUUUGUCCCACCUCGACCAUCCGUGGCCCUCCCAAGUGUCCUCAUCCCUCCCAAGCCACCUUGUCCUUCCUGAAUGUCCUUGCGCCCCUCCCCGAGUGUCCUCGUCCCUCCUAACCCUCCUCAUCCCCAGGGUCCUCCUCCCUCCUGAGCAUCCUCAUCCUGCCCCACUGUCCUUGUCCCCCCGCAAGUCUCCUCAUCCCUCUCCACCAUCCUCAUCCCCAUCCUCUUCGUCCCUCCCUACUGUCCUUGUCCCUCCCGGGCAACCUCGUCCUUCCCCGGUGUCCUCAUCCCCCUAACCAUCCUUGUCCCCCAACCUUCCUUGUCCCUCCCCAGCACCCUCAUCCCACCACAGUGUCCCUCCCACGUCUGCUCGCCCCCCAACUGUUCUCAUCCCUUCCAACCCUCCUCACCCCCCCCAGCUCUCCUUGUCCCUCCUCAGCAUUCUCAUCCCUCCCAACUGUCCUUGUCCCCAGGGUCCUUGCCCCACCUGAGCCUCCUCCUCAUCCCUCCCCAGCGUCCUUGUCCCUCCUGAGUAUCCUUGUCCCUCCAAUUGUCCUUGUCCCCAGCGUCCUCAUCCCUUCCUGAGCAUCCUCAUCCCUCCCGAGCAUCCUCGUCCCUCCCAACUGUCCUUGUCCCCAGGGUCCUCAUCCCUCCCGAGCAUCCUCGUCCCUCCCAACUGUCCU